Molecule: messenger RNA, 3095 nt
Organism: Salvia splendens (bonfire salvia)
Lineage: Eukaryota; Viridiplantae; Streptophyta; Magnoliopsida; Lamiales; Lamiaceae
Product: receptor-like protein 31
Exons: 2
Coding region: 48-2822 (924 amino acids)
Molecular function (GO): protein binding
Source: RefSeq, a predicted model, not a curated record
ACCUAAUCUUCAUUUGUACACAAGAAUUAUCAAUAUCUUCUUUCACAAUGCUUUCAAACAUGUUGUGGUUCAUUUGUAUACUAACUUCGUCCUUCAUUUUCACUAUUCAUUCUCAUAACAACAAAUGCCUUCGCCAUCAGGAAACCUUGUUGCUUCAACUCAAGCAUGAGUUGAUCUUCAACUCUUCUCUUUCAACAAAACUGGUGCGAUGGAAUGAAAGUGACGAGUGCUGCAAGUGGCACGGUGUGGAAUGUGAUGCUUCUGGCUAUGUCGUUAGUUUGCAGCUCGACGGUGAGGCCAUUUUCGGUGGAAUUGGGGAUUCGUCGAGUCUCUUCAGGUUUAAAUAUCUGCAGAAGCUUAACCUUGCCUACAAUGACUUCAACUACACUGAUCCCAUUCCAAAAGGUAUUGGCACUUUUACUUAUUUGACGCACUUGAAUUUGUCACGCGCUCGUUUUGGUGGGCAGGUUCCGGUUGAAAUAGCAUCGCUGAAGAGAUUGGUUAGUCUCGAUAUCUCCAACUAUGAUUGUUGGACACCCAGAGAGUUCCUAAGUCUUGAGUAUCCAAAUUUAGAAAUGCUUGUUGGAAAUCUAACAGGGCUUAGAGAGCUCUAUCUUGAUUGUGUCAAUAUUACCUCCUUUCAUGAAAGGAAUAAAUGGAGCCACAUUGUUUCAUCACAUUUACCCAACCUCACCGCUCUGAGCUUGCACAGUUGCUAUCUUUCCGGCCCUUUAGCAAGCUCGUUUUGGCAACUCCAUUCCCUUUCUAUUCUUCGACUAGAUUAUACGAAUCUUUCAACAGUACAAGUUCCGGACUUCUUCACCAAUUUUCCAAGUUUAACCGUCUUAAGCCUCAGUAACUGCAGUUUGAAGGGUUCGAUUCCAUCCACCUUUGCUAACCUAACCAAGCUCAUUCAUGUCAGCUUGGCAUUCAAUUUCUUGACCGGCUCACUUUCUUCUACGUUGUUCGAAGGUCUUUCCAAUCUUGCUCAUCUAAAUCUCACGGGGAAUUCAUUCUCCGGUAACAUUCCUCGCUCUCUCUAUGCUCUCCCUUCAUUGUCGGAACUCACUCUGCGCCUCAACCAAUUUAAUGGCACUUUUAAACUAGACAACUUGCUAAGCCUGACCAAUCUUACAUACCUGGGGCUAUCUCAGAAUAGCUUGUCAGUAGAUGUUGGCAACGUCGAUUCAAGAUCAUAUGGACGUUUCCAAAUGAAAACGUUAAGACUUGGCUCAUGUAACUUGUCCAGUGUUCCGAAUUUCAUCAAACGUUCGCGUAUAGAAAGAUUGGAACUAUCAGACAAUCGGAUCACGGGGGAAAUACCUAGUUGGAUUUGGGGAACACAACUUGUGUAUUUGGAUCUGUCUUCUAAUCUUAUAACAGAUUUUCAAAAGCCUUACCACAUUCCUGCUUCUCUUGAGCACCUAUUCUUGGAUUCUAACCAGCUUACGGGCGAGUUACAAGUGCCCAUUCCACUUGAAUCUAAACUCCGGUACUUGGAUUUUGCUGACAACAAUUUAAGUGGACCAAUUCCAACCUUCCUCUGCAAUGUCACACACCUUGAAUUUCUUAGCUUGUCUGGAAAUAAGUUAAGUGGCAGCAUACCCCCUUGCCUACUCGAAAACAUUAGGGGGCUCGAUGUGAAUCAAAACAUGAUCAACAGCAGCAUUCCAGAUCAUUUUCCUUCGGAUUGUAGGCUAGAAUUUUUAUUACUUAACAAUAAUACUAUGGAAGGGAAGAUCCCAAAGUCCCUAGAAUAUUGUCGGCGGUUAAAGGUCAUUGACAUUGGGAACAACAACAUCAGCAGCAACAUUCCAGAUAUUUUUUCUAUGGAUUGUAGGCUACAAUAUUUGGCGCUUAACAAUAAUAGUUUAGAAGGGAAGAUCCCAAAAUCUCUCAAAAGUUGCGUGUCAUUGGAAUUCAUGGACGUUGGGAACAACAAAAUCAACGAUAUGUUCCCAUGUAUGCUAUCGUCCUCAUUGAGUGUUCUUGUUUUGCACUCCAACAGAUUCCAUGGUGAAGUGACAUGUAAUAUGACCUGGCCAGUGCUUCGAAUUCUAGAUAUAUCUUCAAAUCAUUUCAGUGGAUAUCUAGAAUCCAUAAACUUCUCUAGUUUGAGGGGAAUGAUGCAAUGGAGUUAUGUAAAAUCAUACAAAGUUGGAGUGACAUUAAUCAUGAAAGGCAUAAAGUUGGAACUAGAAAUGAUUUGUCCAGACUUUGGUAGUAUUGAUUUUUCUUGCAAUAAUUUCAUUGGAGAGAUACCAAAGGCAAUUGGUGAUCUUACUUCACUUCAUCAUCUCAACUUGUCUCACAAUGCCAUCAACGGAAGCAUCCCUUGGUCAUUUGGCAACUUGACCAAGCUCGAAUCACUUGACCUCUCUCGAAACCAGCUAAUAGGGCCAAUACCGACGGGGCUUGGAGAACUCACAUUCCUUGAAGUCUUGAACCUGUCAUAUAAUAAGCUGGUCGGAAUGAUCCCAAAUGGCCGUCAAAUUCAAACAUUUUCAGCUGAAUCCUUUGAAGGAAAUCCCGGCCUAUGUGGUUUCCCUCUCAGCACAAGCUGCAGUCAUACCGAUGAGCUAUCACCGCGAGAACAUGAAGAUGUGGAAGAGAAGAGGGAGAUUGAGUGGGAAUACGUAUCAGCAGCACUUGGAUACGUUGUGGGUGUAGGGAUCAUUGUGUGGCUACUUCUAUUUUGCAGAAGAUUCAGAGAGAAAUACUUCGGCAAAAUACAAGAAGUUGUUGAAGACAUGUUCAUUGCCAUAGACAUGAGAAGACGGCGUGCAAGAAUGGUAACCAGGAAUCGAGCCAGGAGGCAAUAGUGUUUUCUUCAUAAGCUGUUUCUGUUUGUGAUAUUUGAGUACCCCAACGAGCCGAGAGAUAGAGGCUGAACUCGUGUGCUCGCCUAAUCCGUCACCCCCGCCAUCGCUCUCAAGGGCCGUUGCCAGACCUCGCUUUCAAGUUCAAUGACUGCAUCUUCUCCAAGAUUCUGUUUAGUUGCUUUCCUUGUUUACCCUUUAAUCUUGGUAUUUUCAAUAAUUACCAUGUAUCUUUGUUGGGUAUACUAAUAAGUUUCAUUCUGGAUUUUCUUUGUC